UUUCAUUCUGAAAGUUUACAUUAAAGUGAACACUCUCUCUCUCUCUCAUCUCACUCUCUCCACACAAAAACCAAUGUCUUUUGAUUUUUAGGUCUUGCUAUAUUAGGACCUUGUAACUGUAAAAUAGUGACAUCAAUUUCUAAACACAUAUAUAACACUCAGAAUUUAUUGCUACAUUACAUCAUUCAUAAACUUCCUCUUCCUAUAUAGGAACAAAAUCUUACCAUAUUUUUCUCCUAUAUGGACCUUCUAAGAUUAGAACCAUGUUCAUCUCAUAAUUUGAAUCUCUCAUUUUCUGACAAGAGAAACACAGAAAAUGAAGAGAAAAAACAUCUUCUACUUCUUGAUUUAAGUCUUCCUAGCAAAGAACAUUCCGGUGACGACGAGUCGUCGAAGCAAGAACUCAAUCUCAUAAACUGUUUCGAUACAGACGCGUCGAAUUCCAUGAACUCGUCCACGGAAUCUAAUCAUGGUAAUGAAUUAGAGCCAAGGAUUUUCUCAUGCAACUACUGUCAAAGAAAGUUUUAUAGUUCACAGGCACUUGGUGGACACCAAAAUGCACACAAAAGAGAAAGAACUAUGGCGAAAAGAGGAUACAAAAGUUCCGUUUCGCUAGAUUUUGAACACAGGUACUCAAGUUUGGCUUCUCUACCUUUGCAUGGCUCAUAUAACAGAUCACCAUCAUCAUCAUUACCACUUGGAAUUCAGGUGCAUUCUUCAAUGAUUCAUAAACCUUCUUAUCAAGCACCGUUUUUCGGUUUGUCUCGUUCGCGUGUUCAAAACCAGUGGCAGAAGCUGCCUGUGUAUUCACAACCAGCCAUCGGAAAUCUUGCAUCAGAAACGGAUGGAUCAUCCUUUUCUCCAACAAAGGUUCAAGAUGGAUUUGGAGGAUACUGGUUUGGUAACAGUGCUACCGCUACUGAUACACGUUUGAAGACUAAACAAGAUGAGUUGCAGAAGCUUGAUUUGUCCCUCAAACUCUAAGCGCUUUUAAUAUAUAUCUUAUAUUGAAUAUCGUGUCUUAAUUUUUUCUGUUUAUUAAUUUGUCUUUGUUAUAAUUGAUUAAUUUUCAAGUUAAUUAGAAGUUGAAGCCUCACAAUUCA
Lathyrus oleraceus (garden pea) is the source of this 1103-nucleotide messenger RNA. Its product is annotated as zinc finger protein 1. The coding region runs from base 241 to 984 and encodes 247 amino acids. Gene Ontology annotation, biological process: negative regulation of abscisic acid-activated signaling pathway. The record is from RefSeq and is a predicted model, not a curated record. The transcript has a single exon. NCBI's taxonomy places the organism in Eukaryota, Viridiplantae, Streptophyta, Magnoliopsida, Fabales, Fabaceae.